Monoraphidium neglectum is the source of this 1410-nucleotide messenger RNA. RefSeq lists its product as hypothetical. The record is from RefSeq and is a predicted model, not a curated record. NCBI's taxonomy places the organism in Eukaryota, Viridiplantae, Chlorophyta, Chlorophyceae, Sphaeropleales, Selenastraceae. The transcript is spliced from 3 exons. The coding region runs from base 1 to 1410 and encodes 469 amino acids.
AUGCUGCAGGGGGCGCUGCGGGGGUGGGCGGACGACGUGGCGCACCUGCUGCAGGUGCCGCGGCCGCUGGCGGUGCUGCUGGCGGGCGACCCCGAGGUCUUCCUCACGAGGCGGCCUGAGGAGAUCCUGACGGCCAUCCACGGCCUCUGCGACGCCCUGCGCGCCCCCUUCACCGCCGCGCGCGACCUCGCGCUCGCGGAGCCCCGCCUGCUGCUGGCGACGCCCGCGCAGGUCUCGGAGCAGCUGGCAGCCCUGCGCGCGCUGCUGCCGGACGCCCCGCGCGCCGCGUCGGCGGUGGCGGCAGCCAACCCCGGCCUCCUCCUGCCGCCCCACCCGGCCGGCGGCGGCGGCGGCGGGGCUGAGUUGCGGGCGGUCUUGACGUCGCUCGCGGCCGAGCUAGGCGUGGGCGUAUCGGCGGUGGCGGCGGCCGCAGCCUCGAACCCCCUGGUUCUGUCGUCGCCGCCGCCGCCGGGGUCGGCUGCGGCGGCGCUGGCGGCGCUGAGGGGUGGCGGGCUGGGGUCUCAGGGGCGGGUGCUGGAUGUGCUGCUGGCGCAGCCGGCGCUGCUCUACGCCAAUCCUCAGGAGCUGGCCGCCUCGGACGCGGCCAUCUCGGAGGCCCUCUCCUCCCACCCCCCCUGGCGCGCCGCGCUCUCCGCCUCCCUCGACCCCGCCGCCGCGGGCCUGCUGCUGCUGCAGCGGCGCCCGCGGCUGCCGCUGCUGGUGUACCUCAUGGAAAGAGGCCUGCAGGGGCGCAUAGAGUUGAGGGAUGCAAUCGGGAUGGGGCAGACCGCGCGGUACCGGGAGUUCGGGUCCGACUGGCUCGAGUGGCUUGAGCGGUUCAAGGCGCGCGAGCGGCGGCGAGAGGAGCGCGCGGCCGCGGCGGGCUACGGCGGCCCGCCGCGGGGCGAGGGCGGCGGGGGGGUUGAUUGGAGCGGCGUGGGCGGCGGCGGCGCCUGGGCGCGAGAGGACGAGAGGGACGAGGGCAAUCAAGGCGUGGAUUGGGGACAGGUGGACGGGGAUGAGGACGAGGCUGGGGGGGAGGAAGAGGAGGAGAGCGGCGAUCAAGUGGAUUCCGGCGGCGAGGGCAGCGGCGGCGUCGACAGGCGGCGCUCGUUGUCUGUCGUCGGCGGCAUCGUGGUCAACUGGCCGGGGGGCCCCUCUAAGCUCGACCUGCACGUGCUGCGCGCGCAGCGCGCUGCGGCGCGGCUGUACGCGGCGGGGACCGCGGGGCUGCUCGAUGGGUACUGGAGGCGGCAGCUGUGGUUCAGGGAGGAGGGCGGGCCGGGUUCGGCGGCUGUCGGUGGCGGCACCGGCGACGGCAGCGGCGACAGCAGCAGCAGUAACGGCAGCAACGGCAGCGGCGGCGGCGGAAGGGGCAGCGGCAGCAGAGGCCGAGAGCGUGCCGGCUGA